CCAGCAGCAGGCAGGAGGUUGUGUUGUUAGCGCUGUGCUGUCAGCUGGGAGGAGGCUGGGCGGUUAUUUGGGGAGUAAAGCUGAGUUAUCUCUGUGUUGCUGAACUGUAGUGUAGUUUAGUGUUUGAGCAGGUUUGGUUUAUAGGUUAGUUGUAAUGUAGGUUAAGGAGAGAGGCUGUUCAGUGCUGGGUGAAGCAGCUGGAGUGUGGUGUUGUUAAUGGGAGAGAUCAGAGCUCAGAACAUCACAUGCCUCCUCUAAUCUGCUCUUUAACUGAAGCCGCAGCGAAACCCUCGAUAUUAUUAUUCAGAGUUCUGCACCUCAGCUGCCCGGAGACUCUUCAGGAGGAGUCCAGGGUCAUGUGUUAAACUACAGAGACAGUAAUGGAGGAGCUUGACCCAGAGGAGCAAUUCCUCCGGGAUGCCCGAAAUGGGAACCUGCAGGGGAUCCAGAAGCUUCUGAUGUCCAAAAUUAAGGAAGAAGUCAAAAUCGAUGUCAACUGUAAAGGCAAGAGCAAAUCCAAUUUUGGGUGGACGCCUCUUCAUCUGGCCUGUUACUUUGGCCACAGGGACGUGGUGGAGGAGCUUCUCAAGGCUGGAGCGGACGCAAAUCUGACGAACAAUGUAGGAGACACACCACUUCACAAAGCGGCCUUCACAGGAAGAAAGGAGGUGGUCAUGUUGCUUCUUCAGUACGAUGCCUGCCCUGCAGUCAUCAAUGGGACGGCGCAGAUUCCUAAAGACAUCACUCGCAAUGAGGAGGUCAGGAGCAUGUUAGAGGCUGCUGAACGGACUGAGGAGAGGAAGCUGGAGCAGCAGGUGUUGGAAGCAGCGCGAGAGGGAGCCACAACCACUCUCCUAAAACUGCUAAACAGGGAAAAACCUCCCAAUAUCAACUGCACAGACCUGCUGGGGAACACGCCUCUACACUGCGCUGCUUACAGGGCCCAGAAACAGUGUGCGGUUAAACUUCUGCAGAAUGGAGCCAACCCCAACAUCAAGAACAAAAACGGUCAGACUGUGUUUGACCUGGCGAAAGACGCUGAGUUGAGGAUGAUCCUAGAGGGCAAUAUAAGUAAGGGUUUGCGGCGUUAUGUUCAGAUAUUUGAAGGUCCUCUCUGGAAGAGCACCAGGUUCUUUGGAUGGCGUUCCCACUGGGUAGUUCUUCAGGACGGAGUGCUGUCUUGGUACCCUACACAGUCAGACGCAGCUUCCACCACUCAGAGGCAAGGCUGUAAACCCCUGACACAAGCCCAGUGUAGUAUUAAGGAGAAGUGCUAUUUUACAGUGAAGUGCUUCGACGACAGCAUCCUUCACUUUAAAGUUUCACCAAAAAGUGAUCCUGAAGGUGCCAGAAAAAAAUGGUUGGAUGCUAUAGAAGAGCACUCUGCCUUCAGCACUCAUUACUGCUCACAGGAGCAGGCCAGUGAGGAAGACGAGGAUGAGGUGAUGAAACCAGGGGAGCUCACCGAUUCAGUGCUGCACGCUGAGACAUGCCACGGGAAGUUGGAGGCUGAUGUUUUGGCUCUUCUUUCUAUGCUGAAAGAAGAUGGACUCUCUGAACGUCUUCCAGCUGCUGUUCUACAGAAGCUGAGGGAAGUGUGUGAGGCGUCCAACGAGACCUGCUCAGCCCUCCGCCAGUGCCUGGACCUCUUCUCUAAACAGCAGGGGGCAUGCAGUCUGAAACUAGAACAGGAAGUGGAGAAGAAUAAGAUCCUGUCUGAAGCUCUGCAGACUCUGGCCACAGAGCACCAUGAGCUGGAGCAGUCUGUGGUGCGAGGCUCUCCCCCUCGCAGUGCCGUGGUUAGCGAAGACGACUUCUACGACGCUGUUUCUGAUUCAGACUCUGAGAAAUCGUACGGGGGCCUGGAGGUCAGCUGCUCGCUUGAGGACGGGGACGAGAACAGGUCCGAGCUUUACUGCAGCGUCCGUAGCUGUUUUACCGGGAGGAUGUCUCAGGAGGAUCGACGAGGUGAUGAAGAGGAGGAAGACGAGGGGACCAGAGUCAAUGGAGUCAAGAGGCACAGAACAAGUUUGCCUGCUCCCAUGUUCUCCAGAAAUGACUUCAGCAUUUGGAGUAUACUGAGGAAGUCAAUCGGAAUGGAACUGUCUAAGAUUACCAUGCCGGUCAUCUUCAACGAGCCGCUCAGCUUCUUACAGAGACUUACGGAGUACAUGGAGCACACCUCUCUCAUCCACCAAGCUAACAAAUCCACAGACUCCAUUGAGAGAAUGAAGUGUGUGGCAGCGUUUGCAGUGUCUGCAGUGGCGUCUCAGUGGGAGAGGACUGGAAAACCGUUUAACCCACUGCUGGGAGAGACCUAUGAACUGGUCAGAGAGGAUUUGGGUUUCCGGUUGAUAUCAGAGCAGGUGAGCCAUCAUCCUCCAGUCAGUGCUUUCCAUGCAGAAGGCAUGCAGAAGGAUUUUGUCUUCCAUGGCUCAAUUUACCCCAAGCUGAAGUUCUGGGGGAAAAGUGUGGAAGCUGAACCGAAGGGCACCAUAACUCUGGAGCUACCUAAGUAUAAUGAAGCGUACACAUGGACAAACCCGACGUGUUGUGUUCACAACAUCAUAGUAGGGCAGCUGUGGAUCGAGCAGUAUGGCAAUGUGGAGGUGAUUAAUCACAGAACUGGAGAGAGGUGCUGCCUCAACUUCAAACCGUGUGGUCUUUUUGGGAAAGAACUGCACAAGGUUGAAGGCUACAUUCUAGACAAAAGCAAAAAGAAAGUGUGUAUGCUGUAUGGGAAAUGGACAGAGUGCAUGUACACAGUAGACCCGGCAGCGUUUGAAGCUCACAAGAAGAAUGAUAAGAAGGUCACAGAGGAGAAGAAAAGCAGCAAACAGGGAUCCAGUGCUGAGGCCGAGGAGAGCCCACAGCAAGGAGGCGACUCUCUGGAGGUGAUUCCAGGUAGCCAGCUCCUGUGGAAGAUCGACCCCCGACCAGCUAACUCUGCUCAGAUGUACAGUUUCACCUCGUUUGCCAUGCAGCUGAAUGAACUGGAUGAAGAGAUCGAGGCUGUGAUUCCUAAAACAGACUGCAGACUUAGACCUGACAUUCGUGCCAUGGAGAAUGGAGACAUUGACCAGGCGAGUCAGGAGAAGAAGCGUCUGGAAGAGAAGCAGCGAGCAGCACGGAAGAACCGCUCCAAGUCUGAUGAGGACUGGAAGGCGAGGUGGUUCCAUCAAGGUCCGAACCCCCACAACAAUACUCCAGACUGGCUGUUCUCCACCGCUUACUGGAGCCGGGAUUAUUCCGAAGUGCCUGAUAUUUACUGACCCAGCACCUUCCAGCUGAGCUCUGGGCCUUGUGGAUGAAAAGCAGCACUCCUUUAACUCAUUUCAUUCUGUUACAAGCUGUUUCUGACCGAGUGCACAUACAUUUUCCCUUACUGACUCACUACUCCAUACAGAUAAACCAUGAGAGCAGAUCAUCAGAAUCACUGAUUACCAUGAGUUGGCCUUAAUAAUGUCUAUAAUAUAGCAAUAAUGAACAUCAGGAAGAGUACCAAUCAGUAUCCCUCCAGUGCAGACAGCUGACAUGUAAAUAAGGAACAAAUGCAUUUGGCCCAUCUUGUUUUGUAUCAAAUAUAUCAAAAUGAUAAAUUCUUAAUCAGUGAUCAGAGCAACAUGUUCAUAUAUAUAUAUUUUUAUCUAUGCACAUGUUUAAAUACAGCAAUGGCUGGAGGUGCUGCAGUCACUGCUUACUGCUGCUGCUCCUUAUUUCAGUCUUAUUUUUUUAUAAGAUGCCUCUUUCCGUUUCACUAAUGGACUAAACAGUCCUGUGUUUUAGAGAUUUUACUGUGGAUACAUCUUUUAGUUAAAUAUGGGUUAAAUAUGGAAUUGUUGUAGUGAUGUGUUUGAAUAUGUGUAUGUGUUUAUGACUGUAUGAAUGAGUGAGCGCAUGAGUUUUCUCAAAAACCCAGGAAUGUGAAAUACUACUGUAUAAACUGCAGUGUACAUUAUGUUGGCUGUAGUUGUUUCGGACCAUUGAAGUGUGUAGUUCACUCUGAUCAUCUUAACCCGUAUCAAGUUUAAAUUCUUGUUUAUUUUACAGAUUUACUUCAAAUAGUGUAAAUUAUUCAUUGGAAGUAUGUUGUGUAUAUUAGCAGACUGAAAAGCUACAUUUACAUCAUUGUGAAAUAAUAAAACCCUGUAAUCAGACAUAA
This is a messenger RNA of Astyanax mexicanus (Mexican tetra), 4162 nucleotides long. RefSeq names its product oxysterol binding protein-like 1A (gene osbpl1a). The record is from RefSeq and is a predicted model, not a curated record. Lineage: Eukaryota; Metazoa; Chordata; Actinopteri; Characiformes; Acestrorhamphidae. The transcript is spliced from 28 exons. Bases 381 to 3272 code for a protein of 963 amino acids. Gene Ontology annotation, molecular function: cholesterol binding; protein binding. Gene Ontology annotation, cellular component: cytosol; intracellular membrane-bounded organelle; membrane.